CGAAUCACUUUAAAACGGCUGUUUUAACAUACUAGUUCACACGAGUUAAACCAGAAUUUCAAAGGUUGCGUCACAUUCAAACACCGUGUGGAGGGCAUCGUCACAACUGUUCUGACAAUACCAGCACUCUGGAGACUGCAACUUUCUGAAGCUAUACAAAUAUUCACCGAAGCAUCUAUGUCCACUUAUGGCUUGGGUGAGGUGGAAGUUUGUCUGACCAUGUUCCUGUUCAACCAUUCUUUCAGAUAAAAAUGAGAUUUUUUUGUAUUUUAAUAUCAAUCGUCGUGGUAAAUGUUUUAGCAGAUGAUAAAAUAAUUGAAUAUAAAAGGGAGCUUGUCUACACAAAUAGACAAAUCAAGCGUGUAUCAGAUCCUAAUGUGCGUUUGCAAAAAGUAAUUAGACAAUUUGUUCGUGGAGAUACACCGAUGGUGAAACUGUCGUAUAUGUUUGCUGCACCGGCAAAAGCAAUAGUACCAUUCCUAGGAAAUGAAAGUAAUGAACACCACGCAAAAAUACUGCAGGAAUGCAUAAAUUCCCAAAAUGAAUUGCAAAAAGAAAUAAACAACACCUUAGGUGUCUCUGUGCUUGAAAAAGUUCUAGGAUAUAGUACAUUGAGAAAUGUGGCUUGUGGAUGCAAAUCGAUGGAUUUUGACGAGUAUGGGUUUGUAGAACUUGGAGCGGAGAGAACAAACCUAACUCGAGAUGCUGUAAGUCUAUUGAUAAAUGUUGUAUCGGAACCAAGCCAUGAAGAUCACGGAAAUCGUUACCUCAUGUGUCGUUUGAAGGGCGUUUACAGAAGUAUAGUACACCCAGAUGUAUUUGUAACACUAGCUAAAGUUGACGGUGAAGAAUGUCGUCUAACUGGUAUAGACAAAAAUGAACACGCAGUCAAUUUCAUUGGAUCAUCAUUAAUAUAGUGAAAAGUUUUUCACUAGCUUCUCAGUUUUUAUAAUUUAGACCAUGUAUUUUAGACAUUAACUCAUUAAAAAUUAUACAGUACUUUUGUUAUUAUAUUUAAAUAAUUAUUCCAAACCACAUUUGUACCCUGAUUAUCAAAUUCAAUGUAUCUUAUU
Molecule: messenger RNA, 1073 nt
Organism: Adelges cooleyi (spruce gall adelgid)
Lineage: Eukaryota; Metazoa; Arthropoda; Insecta; Hemiptera; Adelgidae
Exons: 13
Coding region: 252-917 (221 amino acids)
Source: RefSeq, a predicted model, not a curated record